Zootoca vivipara (common lizard) is the source of this 7942-nucleotide messenger RNA. NCBI's taxonomy places the organism in Eukaryota, Metazoa, Chordata, Lepidosauria, Squamata, Lacertidae. The record is from RefSeq and is a predicted model, not a curated record.
UGUGCUGGGGGUCCCAGAGGUGCAGGGAGGGCUAUUUCACCAGAAGGGGCAGAAUAAGUUUGAUUUCUAUUCACAAACUGGGGUGGGAAGGAGGAGGAGGAGGAGGUCCGUCUAAAACAGGCAUACCCAAAUUGCAGCCCUCCAGAUGUUUUGGCCUACAGCUCCCAUGAUCCCUAGCUAAGAGGACCAGUGGUCGGGGAAGAUGGGAAUUGUAGUCCAAAACACCUGGAGGGCCGAAGUUUGGGGGUGCCUGGUCUAAAACCUUAACAGAAAGCAUACCAUGUACACAAAAUCACAGAGAAAGAACGAGAAAGUGAAACUCAGGAAUAGGAAGAGGAAAGAAUCUCCACACAUCAGAUCAAUACUUUUCCCACUAAGAAAUGCAAACUGACAAUACCAUGCCAGGCUUAUGAAGUGGGGUGAGGAGCAAGCAGAGGAAAUUGGAAUCACUGGAGAGGUUUAGAAAUGGGGCUUCUGUGGGGAAGGGGCUGCCCCAUUUGUGCUUCUCCAGGGGCAGGAGAAUAUCUAGGGCAGGAGAAUCCCUGCAGGGCCUCUGAGGCUCCCUUUGCUUCUUCCUCUCUCCCAGGACCCUGCAGCUUGUUUUGGCUCCUCGACUCCCCAGGAAGGAUGAAAGAGACGGAUUCUGCAAAGCUAGCGAGGAUGGAAGGGGGAAGGUGGACGGUGGACCUGGUCAGGUUGCCUCCUGCAUCCCUCCCCGCAGCCUCUGAGCAUUCCCUCCCUGGGGCCUCCAAAGAAGGAGACUCCACCACACUCCUUGGUACGGUAACAAAUUCCACUGCCGAACAGCUCUUACUGUCAGGAAGUUCUUCCUAAUGUUUAGGUGGAAUCUUCUUUCUUGCAGUUUGAAUCCAUUGCUCCGUGUCCGCUUCUCUGGAGCAGCAGAAAACAAUCUUUCUCCCUCCUCUAUAUGACAUCCUUUGAUAUAUUUGACCAUGGCUAUCAUAUCACCCCUUAACCUUCCCUUCUCCAGGCUAAACAUGCCCAGCUCCCUAAGCCAUUUUUCUUCUUUGAUUUUUUCUUUGAUUUUAUAUGCUGUGAUCUUCUUUGUGAACCACCUUGAGACCUCUGGGUAUAGGGUGGUGAAGAAAUUAAUAAUAAUAAUAAUAAUAAUAACGGGAGAGAACAGAGAACAUUCAACAUCGCAAAGCCGAAUGCCUAGACAGGAGCUCUUGUGGCCGUUGUGCUUAGAUUAAGCGUGAGUUAUAUUCACUUUUCCUCUUCUGUUGCUAACGAAACAAUACAGAGUUGGUCUCCUCAUGAACAUGGGAAGGGGGUUCACAGUGAAGAAGGUGAUUUUCGUAUAAAUUUAAAUUUAGCCCAACCAGAUUGAGGUAACUGCUGAUGAGGAGUGUGCAGGUGAAGAUGUUGCUGUUUGUUUCACAGAGGAGGCAGGGACGUUGCUGUAAGGAAGCUCUGCGUAAGGAAGUCAAGGAGGAGAAUCGUGGGAUCAUGGACCCUCUCAGUAAAACUCCCGAUGGUGAUGAAUUGGAAAGGAAGAACAAGGGGGAAGGGAAGAACAGAAUCCACAUAGCAGAGAAGUCAUAUAAAUAUUCAGAGUGUGGAGAGAACAUCCGUCAGAGCUCCCGGUCCACCUCCCAUCAAAGAAAGAGCUUCGUUCAGAGGGAUAGCCUCACUUCACACAAAAGAGCACAGAGUAGGGAGAAAUUGUAUCAGUGCUUGGAAUGUGGGAAGAGCUUCAAUCGGAAAUAUAGUCUCACUUCGCAUCAAAGAAUUCAUACAGGGGAGAAACCCUAUCGGUGCUUGGAAUGUGGAAAAAGCUUCAGUCGGAAAUAUAGUCUCACUUCGCAUCAAAGAAUUCAUACAGGGGAGAAACCCUAUCACUGCUUAGACUGUGGAAAGAGCUUCCAUCACAGCUCCACUCUCACUUUCCAUCAAAGAAUUCAUACAGGGGAGAAACCCUAUCAGUGCUUUGAAUGUGGAAAGAGCUUUUGUCUGAGUGGUGAUCUCACUUCCCAUCAGAGAAUUCAUACACGGCAGAAACCCUUUCAGUGCUUCGAAUGUGGAAAAAGCUUCGGUUAUAAGAACGCUCUCACAUCCCAUCAAAGAAUUCAUACAGGGGAGAAGCCAUAUCCGUGCUUGGAAUGUGGAAAGAGCUUUCGUCAGAGUGGUGGUCUCACUUCCCAUCAAAGAAUUCAUACAGGGGAAAAACCAUAUCAGUGCUUGGAAUGUGGAAAGAGCUUCAGUCAAAACGCCCAUUUCACUUCCCAUCAAAGAAUUCAUACAGGGGAGAAACCCUAUCAGUGCUCAGACUGUGGAAAGAGCUUCAGUCAGAGUUCUUCUCUCACUUCCCAUCAAAGAAUUCAUACAGGGCAGAAACCCUAUCAGUGCUUCGAAUGUGGAAAGAGCUUCACUAAUAGCUCCUCUCUCACUUCCCAUCAAAGAAUUCAUACAGGGCAGAAACCCUAUCAGUGCUUCGAAUGUGGAAAGAGCUUCAGGAAAAGCUCCCAUCUCACUUCCCAUCAAAGAAUUCAUACAGGGGAAAAACCCUAUCAGUGCUCAGACUGUGGAAAAUGCUUCCGUCAGAAGGAAAUUCUCACUUCCCAUCAAAGAAUUCAUACAGGGCAGAAACCCUAUCAGUGCUUCGAAUGUGGAAAGAGCUUCACUAAUAGCUCCAAUCUCACUUCCCAUCAAAGAAUUCAUACAGGGGAAAAACCCUAUCAGUGCUCAGACUGUGGAAAAUGCUUCCGUCAGAAGGAAAAUCUCACUUCCCAUCAAAGAAUUCAUACAGGGCAGAAACCCUAUCAGUGCUUCGAAUGUGGAAAGAGCUUCAGGAAAAGCUCCCAUCUCACUUCCCAUCAAAGAAUUCAUACAGAGGAAAAACAAAAAACCAAAAGUAAUAUAGCAAAAAACACAAUUGUAUAGAAAAGAGAAGGGGGUAAGAAUAACUAAAAAUACCCUUUAUCACAUUUGUAUCAUAUGAUUCAUCAACACAUAGGGAAGACAGGCGCCCCAGCUCAAUCCUGGGUGCCCCCCUCUUCUCCCCAUCGCCCACCCUGAGAGAUCCUUCCUUCCCUGCAUUACUUGCAGGUCCCUCGCACCUCCAACUCUCCUCUUCCUAUCUGUGUCCUUAAUUCAAAAUAAAGAAUCUUAAUAUAAAAGAUACCCAAAAAAAUGUGAAAAGGAAACUCCCAGCUCCCUCUCUGAAAAUCAUCUGUUGCAACAAUUAUUCAUAAUUUGCACUCCAGAAUAAUCCCAUCUGUAUUUCGUAUCCAGCCUUUUUCCUCCCCUUCAGCAAGACGACACUUUCCCCACAUUUCCCUCCCUAGCCCAGAUUUUACUUUCUUGGGCUCCUUGAUCACUGCAGAUGGUGACAGCAGUCACGAAAUUAAAAGACGCCUGCUUCUUGGGAGAAAAGCAAUGACAAACCUAGACAGCAUCUUAAAAAGCAGAGACAUCACCUUGCCGACAAAGGUCCGUAUAGUUAAAGCUAUGGUUUUCCCAGUAGUGAUGUAUGGAAGUGAGAGCUGGACCAUAAAGAAGGCUGAUCGCCGAAGAAUUGAUGCUUUUGAAUUAUGGUGCUGGAAGAGACUCUUGAGAGUCCCAUGGACUGCAAGAAGAUCAAACCUACCGGUAUCCAUUCUUAAGGAAAUCAGCCCUGAGUGCUCACUGGAAGGACAGAUCCUGAAGCUGAGGCUCCAAUACUUUGGCCACCUCAUGAGAAGAGAAGACUCCCUGGAAAAGACCCUGAUGUUGGGAAAGAUGGAGGGCACUAGGAGAAGGGGACGACAGAGGACGAGAUGGUUGGACAGUGUUCUCAAAGCUACAAACAUGAGUCUGACCAAACUGCGGGAGGAGUGCCUGGCGUGCUCUGGUCCAUGGGGUCACAAAGAGUCGGACACGACUAAACGAUUAAACAACAAGCCCAGCCUUCAAAUCUUAACCACUCAGACAGUGAAAUGUGACUCUUAUAAUGAUCAUCUCGAAAUCCAAAUUACUAUAGUACCGGGUAUUUCUCCAGUUUCUAGGUCCAGUAUCUAUAAAGUCUUAUUAAAACUGUUCCAUCAAAUCUCAGCCACAAGUCACAAUCCACAAUUAUUAUCUCUUUUACUGUUCAUCCAAUCCUGCUUCCUCCUCUUUCUUCUUUUCCUAAUCUUUGGACAUUUUAAUCCACAGAGGAUGGGGAAGAAGGCCUCUUAAUUCUCUUUCCUCAUACGAGAUCAUAGCUUGCGUUGUUCACCGUUUCAGGAGUUGCAUUGCAUCCCCUUUUAGGACCCUCGUACCUAUGGGACAGCCUCUCCCGGUAUGACCCACAGAGGACAUUAAGGUCCAUAAAUAAUAACAUACUGGAGAUCCCGAGUCACAAGGCGGUUAGGCUGGCCUCGACCAGGACCAGGGCCUUCUCAGUACUAGCCCCGACCUGGUGGAACGCUCUGUCUCAGGAGACUAGGGCCCUGCGGGAUUUGUCACCUUUUCGUAGGGCCUGCAAGACAGAGCUGUUCCGUUUGGCCUUCGGACUGACGCAGUCUGACCCCGGGGUUACCCUCCCCUAAGGUUUCAUCUCAUAAUGGUUUUAUCUUUCUUGUAGAUUUUUAAUUUUAAAAUUGAAUUUUAACAUUGUAUUAAUCUGUAUUUUAACUGAAUUGUUUCUUUUAUACUUGUGUUGAUAUAUUUUUUGUUAGCCGCCCUGAGCCCGGUCUUGACUGGGAAGGGCGGGGUAUAAAUAAAAUGAUGAUGAUGAUGAUGAUGAUGAUGAUUAUUAUUAUUUUGCUGGCUGUACAUUUUUCUCUGCCGAUCAUUCCCACACCAGCUCAGCCCAACCUCGUCUUUCUCUCUGCUCCUGUUCUUCCCUCGCCUGCUCAACACAACCUUCUGCCUCUCCCAGCAACUCCUUUCCGGCGACUCCCAGCUUAGGACCCACACAUUCCCCUCGGUCUCUUUUUCUGGGUCUUCAAUGCCAAGACGCCCCAUGUCUGGAUGGAGAGCAGAGCUGCAGAAGCUUCUUUGGAGUAGAUGCAUCUGGUUCCCAAUAAAUCACGCAGGGGCGAAGUUCGUGGGCAAAAGAACAACUUUUGACUAAAGGUUUUUCAGCUUCUGCGUUUUAUUGCUGGCAGUGGGUAGGUGGGGGUCUGGGGAGCAGAUAUAACAGUGGGGACCAUCCAUGGGAGGGCAGGGGAGGCCUGAGUGGGUCAGCACCCCCCCCCGUGCAAACCUAGCUCUCCAAGAAGGGAAAGAGUGACCAGCCGCUUGGACUUUGGCCUCUUCUCUCCUCCGGCAAAACGAGACGCACCGGAAGCCGGCGGGGCAAAGUCCCGGGCCAAGAGAGGUCUGUUCUGUUUUGUCCCUGCCAAACAGCCCCCUCUGAACUGGCUGCGGCGAGAAGCAAGAGGACAAGAGAAGGGAGGCCGCCACUGGCCCCCACCACUGGCGGAGCAGCGAAGAACAUAAGCGAAACCCUGCAGGAUCCGACCAUUGGUCCACCCAGCCCAGCGUCUGGUUCCCACUGUGGCUGACCAGAUGCCCCCAAGGGAAAUCCAGGAGUAGGACCCCUCUCCGCUCCUGCCUGUGGACUGUCUGGCCAGAGUGGUGCAUGCUCUGGUUGUCUCCCGCUUGGACUACUGCCAUGCGCUCUACGUGGGGCUACCUUUGAAGGUGACCCGGAAACUACAACUGAUCCAGAAUGCGGCAGCUAGACUGGGGACUGGGAGCGGCUGCCGAGACCAUAUAACACUGGUCCUGAAAGGCCUACAUUGGAUCAGGGUAUGUUUCCAAGCACAAUUCAAAGUGUUGGUGGCAUGAUCUAAACUCUGGAAUAAGGGCAUAAAAUUUACGGCAUGUACUGUAUUAAAGGAAAACAUCAUAGAAUCAUAGAGUUGGAAGAGACCACAAGGGCCAUCCAGUCCAACCCCCUGCCAAGCAGGAAACACCAUCAAAGCAUUCUUGACAUAUGCCUAUCAAGCCUCUGCUUAAAGACCUCCAAAGAAGGAGACUCCACCACACUCCUUGGUAGCAAAUUCCACUGCCGAACAGCUCUUACUGUCAGGAAGUGGAAUCUUCUUUCUUGUAUAUGAAUCCAUUGCUCCAUGUCCGCUUCUCAUGAAGAUGAUGUAUCAAUGGUAUCUCACUCCAACCAAGUUGGCAAAAAUGUACAGGACUGGAAGUAAAAAAUGCUGGGAAAGCUUAGAUAAGGAUGGCGAUUUUUACCACAUGUGGUGUUGUUGUUGUUUAGUCGUUUAGUCGUGUCCGACUCUUCGUGACCCCAUGGACCAUAGCACGCCAGGCACUCCUGUCUUGCACUGCCUCCCGUAGUUUGGUCAAACUCAUGUUCGUAGCUUCGAGAACACUGUCCAACCAUCUCGCCCUCUGUCGUCCCCUUCUCCUUGUGCCCUCCAUCUUUCCCAACAUCAGGGUCUUUUCCAAGGAUUCUUCUCUUCUCAUGAGGUGGCCAAAGUAUUGGAGCCUCAGCUUCACGAUCUGUCCUUCCAGGGAGCACUCAGGGCUGAUUUCCUUAAGAAUGGAUAGGUUUGAUCUUCUAGCAGUCCAUGGGACUCUCAAGAGUCUCCUCCAGCACCAUAAUUCAAAACAUGUGGUGGCUGUGUAAUAAAUAAUAGCCACAUGUGGUGGCUGUGUAAUAAAAUAAUAGCCACAUGUGGUGGCUGUGUAAUAAAACAAAGGCAUUUGGGGACAGUAUAUACAAUGAACUUAAAAUAAUGUCUAGAUAUACCUUCCCUAAAAGGCUGGAGGCAUUUCUUUUAGGAAUGCUUGGGGAGGAGAUACCAAAAGAAGACGAAAAACUUUCUGUAUGUGACAAUGCCGGUCAGAGUUUCAAGGAUGAAACAUCAAGAUCUGCCGACUAUCGAGGAAUGGCAAACAGAUGGUAGAGUGUGCAGAAUUAGCCAGGAUGAUUUGUGAGCAGGAUGAUUUGUGAGCAGACAUUAUUAUUAUUAUUAUUAUUAUUAUUAUUAUUAUUAUUAUUAUUAUUAUGUGUUGUACAGUACAUUUAUGAACAUUUAUUUUAUAUUUGGGACCUUAAAAUUCUUAUAAGGGGCCAUUGUCAGGAUCCCCCCUUCUGUUGCGGGUGCGAUCAUGAGAUUGGAGACCGGUUGCCAAGCCUUUAGGUAUGUGGCCCUGAAAGCGAAAUUAUGGCUAUGGCUCAAACUAUGUUUCAGACCAAUGGGUUUGGCCCCCCUGAUUCUUGGGAUAAUUUUAAAUCUCCAUGGGAAAGGGAAGUGGUAGAGGAAGUGCAAAAGUGCGGUCUGUCCUCCCUUUAUAUUGAGUCCAUGACGUACAGCCGUGCUAAAGUGGUGAUCGCUCAGAGAUUGGGGGAUAUCGCCAGACAGGAGGACAUAGCCCGCGUGAAAUCUGGGAUGUUUUUAGGGGAGCAGGUGUAUCGGUCUGCACCAGCCCGUUACCUGGCGGAUAUCCACUACGUGGAAUACUAAUUACUGUGGCUAGACUGAAUGUCCUUGAUUCAGCGGUUUUGAGGGGAAGAUUUGGAGGAGUCCCAUACGGUCAGAGAAUGUGCCAUUGUGCCUUGGGUGAGGUAGAAUCCACAGAACACAUUCUACUGAGUUGUCCCUUUUAUAAUGAUUUAAGGCAAUAUCUUAUAGACCCGUAUUUAUCUCAGUUUAGUUCCCGACCAAGAGAACGGCAGGCAGCAUAUUUGCUAAACAAGCCCACUGGGAAAAUAACCUUCUCAGUGGCUAAAUUCCUCUUCCUGGCGCUCAAGUGUCGGAAACGUAUAAUCGAAUGUCUUGAUGUGGGUUACCUGUAGGAGGUUUAGUAGCGCGGUCAUACCCCAUUUAUGUAUCCCUCUGAUGCCUUCAGUUUUAUAUUUUUAUAUUUUUAUGUAUCCCUCUGAUGCCUUCUGUCUUAUAUUUUUAUAUUUUUAUGUAUCCCUCUGAUGCCUUCAGUUUUAUAUGUUUAUCUUUGUGUUGAGAAAUGUUUUUUUGUUUCUGACUAU